CUGACCCUGAGCAGAGGCUCAGGCAGCUCUGAAAAAAAAAGAGGAAAGUUCUCAGCACAGCCCAAUGAAUAAAUAAUAAUAACGAAAAGGAGAAAACCCAAAGACGGAGAGAGACAAAAGAGAGAGGAAGGUGCCUCAGUCAAGGAGGUGAAGGAAGGCAGGAAGAGUCAGAAGAAGGUGAGCUGUCGGCACCCGUGGGUUGGGAAGGACAAGGGACUCCGGGACAUACCUACGUUGAGCUGGUGGGGAGGAAGGACACAGCAAAACGAGGGCACCCCAGCCCUAGGCAGGUAGAGGACGACUAAAGGCAAUUGGUAAAGGAGCUGGGGUAGGUGGCAGAAGUGAGGUUAAGGCAGUCAUAGAGUGUUGUUAAAAGUGUAGGGGUGAAAAACAAUGACAUGAAAGAAAAGACCAAAAAGAACAAAGUAGAAGAGGAGGAGGAGGAAGAGGAGGUAGUGGAAGAGGUAGUUGAGGAAGAUGGGGAAGAUGAAAGCCAGGAGAAAAAAAGCAAAGAGAAAUCAAAGUCUGAGGACUCAGAGAUUGAUGGGGAAGUGAAGAAAAAGAAAAAGAAAAAAACCAAGCGAAGAGAGUAUAGCAGUGAGGAUGAGGAUGACUAUGACCGCAGAAAGAAAAAGAAGAAAAAAGGCAAAAAAGGCAAAGAAAAGAAGAAGAAGAAAGGUGACAAGUCCAAGAAAGGAAAGACAGACGAGAAUUUUCUGGAGAUGUACGAACAGGAGCUUCGGGACUAUCAUUCGGACUCCUCCAAUGCAACAGAAGAUGAGUACAACAAAAAAAAAGUUUACGAGGUGGUGACAGUGACAGGAGAUGUCCGGGGAGCAGGAACUGAUGCCAACGUCUUUGUUACUCUCUUUGGAGAGCUUGGGAUUACUCCCAAGACUCAUCUCACCAGCAAGAGCAGCACGGCCUUUGAGAGGAGCAAAACAGAUGUGUUCCGAGUAAAAACCAACAAUGUCGGACAAAUAAAGAAAAUAAGGAUUGAGCAUGACAACACCGGACUGAACGCGGGCUGGUUCCUCGACCGUGUGAUCGUGACCGACAUGAACAGACCUCACCUCCGGUUUUACUUCCCCUGCAACAACUGGCUGAGCAAGGAGGACGGGGACGGACUGUACGUCAGAGACCUCAUUGGCAGCCUGAAUCCCAUGGAUGUGCCCAAAAUCAACAAAUACGUGGUCCGAGUUUUUACUGGUGAAGUUAGCGGCAGUGGUACAGACGCGGAUGUCUUCAUUAAUAUCUUCGGUGAGAAAGGAGACACAGGUGUGAGGAAACUGGACAAUGACAAAGACAACUUUGAAAAGGGAGCGGAGGACAAGUUCACGCUUGAUGCUCCGAAUUUGGGAAGGUUAAGGAAAAUUAAUAUAGGGCAUAAUAACAAGGGUGGCUCUGCUGGCUGGUUCCUCGCAAAGGUGAUCAUUGAAGACAUUGGCAAUAAAUGUGUGUACCAAUUCCCAGUUGGACGUUGGUUUGCUUUAGAUGAAGAUGAUGGAAAAAUCCAGAGGGACAUUCUUGUUGGGGGCACCGAAGCCACAGGUAUUGUGUACAACGUUGCUGUAGUGACAGGAGAUAUCAGAGGAGCUGGCACAAACUCCAAGAUCCACGUAAUCCUCCAUGGCUCCAAAGGCUUAAAGAACAGUGGGAAGAUUUUCCUGGAAGGAGGUGAAUUUGAGCGUGCCAGGACAGAUCUCUUUAACGUGGAGAUAGCUGCUCUUCUCAGCCCUCUCAGCAGAGUCACCAUUGGGCAUGAUAAUUGCGGCGUCAGUUCUGGCUGGUUUUGCGAGAAGGUGGUUGUUUACUGCCCAUUCACUGGUAUUGAGCAAACCUUCCCGUGUGGGAAAUGGCUGGAUGAAGAUGAAGGAGAUGGUCUCAUAGAGCGGGAACUCUACGAAAUGGUGUCCCUGCGCCAGAGAAGACUGAAAAAAAGCCCCUGGUCUCUGUGGAUCUGGACAAGUGACAUUAAGAACGCAGGGACAGAUGCCACCAUCUUCUUCCAGAUUUAUGGAGACAAGGGGAAGUCGGAUGAGAUGAAGCUGGACAACAAUUCAGACAACUUUGAAACUGGGCAGACCGACAAGUUCAUGAUCGAGCUCCCUGAUCUGGGCACAUUUUAUAAGCUUCGGAUAUGGCACGAGAAAAGAAAUCCCUUUGCUGGCUGGCAUCUGAAUAAGGUAACUCUGCUGAAAACGCUGACAAAAGAAAAAUACUCAUUCAACUGCGGCCGCUGGCUAGAUAUAAAUGAAGACGACAAUGAGAUUGUGCGGGAGCUCCCUGCGGAGGGAUCUCUAGUGACUGAAGUCAUGCCAGUGAUAAAAUACCGGGUGACGGUUUGCACUGGGACGGUAAGUGGGAGCGGCACAGAUGCCAACGUCUUUGUCUGCCUCAUCGGCGACCAGGGAGACACGGGAGAGCGCGUUCUCUACAACUGCAUCAACACUGUCAAUAAAUUUGAAAAAGGCAACGCUGAUGAAUUCUUCGUCGAAGCAGUAACGCUGAAGCAGGUGAGGAGGGUGAGGAUAGGGCAUGAUGGCAAAGGAGGAAGCAGUGGCUGGUACCUUGCCAAAGUGAUAGUGAGGGAAGAAGGACAGCCAGAAAGUGAGGCUGUGGAAUUCCCCUGCUACAGAUGGCUUGACAAAAAUGAGGAUGAUGGUCAGAUUGUCCGAGAAUUAGUGCCCGCUGGGGAGUCACCAAUGCUAAAAAAUGUCAGUUAUCACAUCAGCGUGAAGACGGGAGAUAUCCCCGGUGCCAGCUCAGACUCCAAAGUUUUCAUCAAACUCUAUGGUGAAAAAGCAGACUCCAGCAAAGAGCCUCUCUUAGUCUCGGAUAAUGAUCUAGGCAAUUAUUUUGAACGUGGUCGAGUGGAUGAGUUUACUCUAGAUACGAUGGAUAUUGGGAAGAUCAACCGAAUACUGAUUGGACACGAUAACGUGGGUCUCCGGUCUGGCUGGUUCCUGGCCAGUGUCCAGAUCACGGUUCCAGUCCAGGGAAGGCAGUACAUGUUCCCCUGCAACCGAUGGCUCGACAAAGAUGAGGCUGAUGGCAGGGUGGAGGUGGAGGUCUACCCAAGUGAGAUUGUGCCUAUUGAGAAAUUGAUAAACUAUGAGGUGACUGUAGUUACUGGAGACAUGCGGGCCGCAGGCACCAAUGCCAAAGUCUUCAUGCAGAUUUACGGCGAGACUGGCAAAACUGAAUUGAUCGUCUUAGAAAACAGAUCAAACAACUUUGAACGGGGAGCCACAGAUAUCUUCAAGAGAGAGGCUGCAGAUGUUGGCAAGAUUUAUAAGAUCCGGAUAGGCCACGAUGGGAAAGGCAUUGGGGAUGGCUGGUUCCUGGAAAGCGUCACGCUGAAGCGGCUUGCCACGAAGACGAAGGAGUCUGAUAAAAAGAAGAAGAAGAAAAAGAAGUCUGAUGAGGAGGAAGAAGAGGAGAUCACGGUGGAAGAAGUAAUGGAUGUCUAUACGUUUGUGGCACACCGCUGGUUGGCUAAAGACGAAGGAGAUAAGGAGCUUGUGGUGGAGCUGGUGCCUGAUGGAGAAUCUGCUCUGGAGGAGAACACAUACGAAGUCCAUGUUCUCACUGGGAAUGUGUGGGGGGCUGGGACGGAUGCUAACGUCUUCUUGAGCAUCUAUGGUGUAGGAAGAGGAGACACGGGUGAGCGCCAGCUGAAAAGGUCGAAUAACCUCAACAAGUUUGAAAAGGGCCAGGUGGAUGUGUUCACCAUCAAAGCCGUUGACCUGGGUGAGCUGAAGAAGCUGCGGAUCCGCCACGAUAACUCUGGUGCUAGCCCAAGCUGGUUCCUGGAGAGGGUAGAGAUUGUUGACCUCAAGGAGAGCACCACGUAUUAUUUUCCAUGCCAGCGGUGGUUAGCAGUUGAGGAAGAUGACGGUCAGAUUGUCAGGGAGCUGGUCCCAGUGGAUGAAGCAUUUGUAAAGAAAGAUUCGGAAAAUGAUGGCCAGUCUCUUGCAACGCUGGGCCUGGAACAGAAAGCUAAAUCAACAACAUACACAGUGAAAGUGAAAACCGGGGACAAGAAGAAUGCUGGGACAGAUGCCAAUGUCUUCAUCACUCUCUAUGGAAGUAAAGAUGAUACAGGGAUAGUCAGCCUAAAGGCCUCAAAGAUUAACAAGAACAAGUUUGAGCGUGGGAAGGUAGAUGAGUUUACAGUGGAGUCUGUGGAAAUUGGAGACCUGAAAAAAAUCAAGAUAGGCCAUGACAAUAAAGGUAAUUCAACUGGCUGGUUUCUGGAAUGGGUGGAGAUUGAUGCCCCAUCACUGGGACAGUGCCUCAAGUUCCCUUGUGGCCGUUGGCUGGAUAAAUCGGAGGAUGAUGGAGCCAUUGAGAGAAUUAUCUUCCCUGCAGGACUGCAGACAACAGAGUAUAUCCCAUUUGUUCCUUACGAGAUCACAGUCUACACCAGCGAUAUCUUUGGAGCUGGCACGGAUGCGGAUGUCUUCAUUGUUCUCUAUGGAAGCGAUGGGAUCUGCACUCAGCAGAAAUCCUUGUGCCUCAACAAGAGAGAGCAAAGGAUGUAUUUUGAAAGGAACUCGGUGAAUCAAUUCAUUGUGGAGCUGGAGGAUGUUGGUGACAUUAUUGAAAAGAUUCGCAUAGGACACAAGGGUGGAGGACUGAACUCUGGAUGGCAUUUGGACCGUGUGACGAUUCGGAGACUCUUACCAAAUGGAAAGGGCUCAGAAACUGUCACAUUUCCAUGUGAAAGAUGGCUUGCAAAAUCUGAAGAUGACGGCGAGAUUGUCAGAGAACUGGUACCAUCUGAUAUUUUUACUGAAAAACUCAUGAAGGACGGGACGCUCAAGCAGAUAGAGGAAGAAGUUGAAGAUGCAUUAGAAGUUCACACGUACAAGAUAAGUGUGUUCACUGGAGAUAUCUAUGGUGCUGGGACAGACGCUAAUGUUUUCCUAAAUAUCUACGGAGAUCUGGGGGACACAGGAGAGAGAAAACUCAGCAAAUCUGAAACAAACUUCAACAAGUUUGAAAGAGGACAGGAGGAUACGUUUACUAUACAGGCCGUGGACCUUGGCAUUUUGUACAAGAUCAAGAUUCGUCACGACAAUAGCAUGUUCAGUCCUGACUGGUUCCUGGAAAAAGUAGAGAUCCUGGAUGAGACCACAGAGGAGUCGUUCGUUUUCCUAUGUGAGCGCUGGCUCUCUAAAAAGAAAGAGGACAAAAAGAUAGAGCGUACGCUUUAUGAACAGACCUAUGACGGUGAGCGAAACAGCCUGGAUGGUUCGUCUGUCAGCCUGUCGAGUCAGGACAGCAAUGAGAACGUGAAGGAGACGAAAAAAUCCAGCUUGGUCAAGGCGGCAGAAAAAGGAUCAUUGAUCCCGUACCACAUCACCGUCACGACGGGCACAGAAUAUGACUCCAGCACCGACAGCCGAGUAUACAUCAUCAUCAUGGGUCCUCAGAAAGUGCAGACGGAGAGGCUGUGGCUGGAUCUCCCAGAAGGAAAAGACGAGUUUGCAGAUGGUUCUGUAGAGAAAUUCUCUGUUUGGGGCCUAGAUGUCGGAGACAUCAAAAAAGUAGAGGUGGGGCAUGACGGUGCUACUCCCGAGAGCUGCUGGCUGGUGGAAGAGCUCACCAUAGUCGUGCCCACCAAAGGCGUCAUGUAUAACUUUGUCUGUAAGUGCUGGCUGGCCAGAGACAAAGGUGAUGGACUCACCUCACGAAUCCUCAACAUCCUGGAUGCGGACUGCGUUAACGUUGGCCUCAAGAUCCUCUACGAAGUCAUGGUUGUGACUGGAGACAUCGAAAGCGGCGGUACCGACGCCAGUAUUUUCAUGACUGUCUUCGGAUCCAAUGGGAACACUGAGGAGAUGCAGCUGGAAAAAAAUGGAGACAGGUUUGAGCGAGGCCAAGAGGACAGUUUUAUUAUGGAGAUCGCCGAUAUCGCACCCCUCAGGAAGAUGAGGAUCCGGAUGGAUGGGAAGGGGACUCGCCCGCACUGGUUCCUGGAAAGGAUCAUCUUGAAGAACCUGAGUAAUCAAGAAGUGGCCACGUUUACCUAUGGUGAAUGGCUGUCAAAGCUGAAAAAUGCCAAGGGAAGUCUUGUGUGUGAGAUGCCAGCUGUCAUAAAUGACGAGCAGAUGAUGGAGGACACAACAUACACUCUUCAGGUUAAAACCAGUGAUGUUGGAGGAGCAGGCACUGACGCCAACGUGUCCUUGAUCCUGUUUGGGGAGAAUGGGGACAGCGGGACCCUGGCUUUGAAGGAGUCCAACAAGUCUAACAAGUUUGAGAGGAACCAGAUGGAUGAAUUCAACUUCUCGGACAUGUUGAGCCUGGGAGAUCUCUGCAAAGUGCGGAUCUGGCACGACAACAAAGGAAUCGCACCAGGUUGGCACUUGGAAUAUAUUGACGUGAAGGACUCCGCCAUGGACAAGACAUUUCGCUUCCAGUGUGAUCGCUGGCUGGCUAAAGGUGAAGACGAUGGGCAGCUCAUAAGGGAACUGGCUUGUGCCAAUAACGACAUCCUGGAACUGAAGGAGCGGACCGCCUAUGAGAUUGUCACAGUAACAAGCGACAGAGAAGAUGCAGAAACAAAGGAAAACAUCUGGAUCAUCUUAGAAGGAAAGCUGGGCCGCUCGAAAGAAUUCCUUAUGGAAAACUCUUCCAAGAAAAGGAGAUUUGAAAGGGGAGCAACAGACACCUUUCAGUUUUCUUCAAAGAACGUUGGUGAGAUUGCAGCCAUCUGUGUUGGUCACUGCCCAAAAGAUGGGAAGAAGUCAUCUGCAAAAGCUGAUGUCUUCUGGCACGUCCAAGAGAUUGUCGUAACGGAGAUGGAGCUUUGCAACAAAUACUUUUUCAGGUGCAAUGUGAAAAUCCCUCUGCGUUACAAGAGACGGGACUACAAAGUCUUUGAGUGUGCCAAGGUCACCGAGAGCUUCGCCAGCAAAGCCCGGAGCUUGGUGCCAGUCAAAUACGAGACCAUCGUGGUCACAGGCUUUGAAAAGGGCGCGGGGACCGACGCCAAUGUGUUCAUCACCAUCUUUGGGUUGAACGGGGACUCGGGAAAGCGGGCGCUGAAGCAGAAGUUCAGGAACCUCUUUGAGCGGGGCAAAACCAACAGGUUUUACCUGGAAACACUGGACAUGGGGGAGCUAAAAAAAGUCCGGAUUGAGCACGACAACAGCGGUCUGGCACCGGGCUGGCUGGUGGAGCGGGUGGAGAUCACCAACUCGGCGACUGGUGUGACCACCAUAUUUCCCUGUGGGAAGUGGCUGGAUGAAAACCGGGGCGAUGGGUUAAUCUGGAGGGAGCUUUUUCCUAGGUACUGAGGCUGCAGGAGGGGUUUGGUCUCUUCUGCAUGCACAUUUUUCUCAGUAUAUACUGUUUUAUAUUGCAUUUUACUUUUUAAAUCGCUGCCUUUUAUAUUGAGAGAUUUUUAGUAGCAAGAUGUGCUUCCUGGGUUAACAUUUUGUAAAAGUAAUACUGCUUUUUUUAAGGUGCAUAUAAAAUUGUGAAUGAAAUAAA
Messenger RNA from Harpia harpyja (harpy eagle), 7506 nucleotides. It is a transcript of the gene LOXHD1, whose product is annotated as lipoxygenase homology PLAT domains 1. The record is from RefSeq and is a predicted model, not a curated record. The transcript is spliced from 41 exons. The coding region runs from base 399 to 7310 and encodes 2303 amino acids. NCBI's taxonomy places the organism in Eukaryota, Metazoa, Chordata, Aves, Accipitriformes, Accipitridae. Gene Ontology annotation, molecular function: protein binding.